AUGUAAAAACACGUCAUUGCUCUAAUUUGACGUUUGCGUUGGCAAGUUUUCAGAAUCAGAAGAUUUGUAAAUUUUCCAAAAAAGCUCGAAUAAAAUAGGUCUAAACAAAUAUUUACACAAUGAAAUUCAAGGCAUUACUAUGUUUAGUAGUAAUCCUGACUUACAACCAAGGUGAAGCGCAGAAUCGGGCUAAAGGGCUUGAGGAGAAGCUGCAGCAGCUGGCUGAUAUGACAGCGAAGCGGUCGAUCAUCCCGCUGAAUUUCAAUAAGUUCAAAGAGUAUGUGAAGUCGCCUCCGAGGGAUUAUUCUUUCAUUGUGAUGUUCACGGCCAUGGCCCCAGCUCGCCGCUGUACGAUCUGCCAACAUGUCUACGACGAGUACAUGAUCGUGGCUAACUCCUUCAGGUUCUCUCAGUCGUACAACAACAAGCUAUUCUUCGGUAUGGUUGACUUUGAUGAAGGUUCGGAUGUUUUCCAAAUGCUCCGCCUGAAUACAGCCCCAGUGAUCAUGCACUUCCCCGCCAAAGGCAAGCCCAAACCAGCAGACUCAAUGGACUUUGAGCGUGCUGGUAUCCACGCUGAAGCUAUCGCCAAGUGGAUACAAGACAGAACUGAUGUGCAGGUCAGAAUAUUCCGUCCACCUAACUACUCAGGAGCAGUAGCCUUUGCGACACUCUUCAUUCUGGUCGCUGGAUUCUUGUACCUCCGUCGCAACAACCUCGAGUUUCUGUACAACAAACAGAUGUGGGCAGUGGCAGCUGUCUUCUUCUGCUUUGCGAUGGUCUCGGGACAGAUGUGGAACCAGAUCAGAGGCCCACCGUUCUUCCACAGGACCAAGAACGGGCCAGUUUACAUCAACGGUGGCUCCCAUGGACAGUUUGUGCUGGAGAGUUACAUAGUUGCUAUUCUGAAUGGGGCAGUGGUAGUUGGAAUGAUCCUAAUGAUAGAAGCGGCGGGAGGCGUCAAGAACGAACCGGCGCGCGCUCCGGCUGAAGGCAAGAGGCGCCGCUUCCAGUCCGUGGUCGGGCUAGUUCUAGUCUGCGUGUUCUUCUCUCUACUUCUGUCUGUGUUCAGAGCGAAAACACAGGGGUAUCCUUACAGUUUCCUGUUCAAGUAAAGUAAGGUGAUAGCAGUGUGUGCACUUAUUUUGUGUGUGUGUGAUGCAAUAUUUAAUUUCCAUUUUAAGCUAUGUUGAAACAAAAUAAAAAUA
Molecule: messenger RNA, 1208 nt
Organism: Ostrinia furnacalis (Asian corn borer)
Lineage: Eukaryota; Metazoa; Arthropoda; Insecta; Lepidoptera; Crambidae
Gene: Ostgamma
Product: oligosaccharide transferase gamma subunit
Exons: 6
Coding region: 120-1115 (331 amino acids)
Cellular component (GO): oligosaccharyltransferase complex
Source: RefSeq, a predicted model, not a curated record